ACUUGAAACAAUUUCCAGGGGUGCAAGAUGGUACUCCAUGGAAAUGGCUGGUGUAGUUACCUAUACUGGAGCCAAAAUCAUCCAGAAUGCCCGUUUGCUUAUUGAUCGAAUCGGGAAACCACUUGAGUUGGAUACAGAUGGUAUAUGGUGUUGUCUCCCUGGAUCUUUUCCUGAGAACUUUACUUUUAAAACGAUUGACAUGAAGAAACUCACAAUCUCUUAUCCAUGUGUAAUGCUAAAUGUUGAUGUGGCAAAGAAUAAUACAAAUGAUCAAUAUCAGACUCUUGAAGAUCCUGUACGCAAGACAUACAAGUCACAUAGUGAAUGCUCAAUUGAAUUUGAAGUGGAUGGACCGUACAAGGCAAUGAUUAUUCCUGCAUCGAAAGAGGAAGGAAUCUUAAUUAAGAAGCGUUAUGCUGUUUUCAAUCAUGACGGAACCUUAGCAGAACUCAAGGGUUUUGAGAUCAAGCGUAGAGGGGAGCUGAAACUCAUUAAAGUUUUCCAGGCCGAGCUUUUUGACAAAUUUCUCCAUGGAUCAACUCUUAAAGAGUGCUAUUCUGCUGUUGCAGCCGUCGCAAAUCGGUGGCUUGACCUACUCGAUAAUCAAGGAAAAGAUAUUGCCGAUAGUGAACUGCUAGAUUAUAUAUCAGAGUCAAGCACAAUGAGCAAAUCGUUAGCAGAUUAUGGUGAGCAAAAGUCAUGUGCAGUGACCACCGCAAAACGCUUGGCUGAAUUUCUUGGUGAUUCAAUGGUCAAAGAUAAAGGACUUCGUUGCCAAUACAUUGUUGCUUGUGAGCCAAAGGGUACACCUGUUAGCGAACGGGCUGUUCCUGUUGCUAUAUUUGAAACAACGAAACCGGGAAUUAUGAAGUAUUAUCUGCGAAAAUGGUGCAAGACAUCAUCAGACGUCGGAAUCCGUUUAAUUAUUGACUGGUCGUAUUAUAAGCAGCGCCUUAGUUCAGCUAUCCAAAAAGUUAUUACCAUUCCUGCUGCAAUGCAGAAGGUGGAAAAUCCUGUGCCUAGGGUGAAUCAUCCUGAUUGGCUCCAUAAAAAGGUUCGUGAGAAAGAGGACAAAUUUCGCCAGAGAAAACUAGUUGAUAUGUUUAGUUCAGCAAACAAAGACGGUGUGUCGGACACAGAUCAUUUGGUGACUGAAGAUAAUAUGGAAGAUAUUGAGGAUUUUUGCAAAGAAAACAGGCCUUCCGUGAAAGGGCCAAAGCCAAUUGCACGUUCUUUUGAAGUAAAAAAAAAAAUGACUGAACACGAGCAGAAAGAGAGCUGCGGUCCAGAGUUCCAUGAUAUCUCAUUUCAGAACAUUGACAAGAACGUAAAUUACCAAGGAUGGCUUGAACUGAAAAAGAGAAAAUGGAAAGUGACAUUAGAGAAGAAGAAAAAACGAAGGUUGGGUGAUCUAAGAUCUUCAAAGCAGAUUGAUGCUCACGAGAUAAAUCAAAAAGUUGGUCUGGGAAGAGGAGGUGUAGGUUCAUACUUUAGGAGGCCUGAAGAAGCCUUGACUAGUUCACAUUGGCAGAUAAUACAACUGGUCCCAAGUCCACAGAGUGGGCAAUUUUUCGCCUGGGUGGUUGUGAAAGGAUUGAUGCUUAAGAUCCCAUUGACAAUCCCAAGGGUGUUUUACAUUAAUUCCAAAGCUCCUACAGUUGAAAAAUUCCCGGGAAAGUGUGUCAACAAGAUUCUUCCUCAUGGAAGGCCUUCUUAUAAUUUGAUUGAGGUUAAAAUUCAGGAAGAUCAAUUUAAAAAAGAAAGCAAAAUGCGUGCAGCUCUUCUUGCCAACCCUGAAAUUGAGGGCAUAUAUGAAACUAAGGUGCCUCUGGAGUUUAGUGCUAUAUGUCAAAUUGGAUGUGUAUGCGAAAUUGAUAACACAGCUAAGCACCGUAAUAUCCAAGAUGGAUGGAAAAUUGGUGAACUUCAUAUGAAAACUACAACUGAGUGUCGCUACUUGGACCGUUCAAUUCCACUUGUUUACUUGUAUAACAGCACCUCUACAGGGCGUGCUAUGUAUGUUUUAUAUUGUCAUGCAUCGAAGCGUAUGUCUGCCGUGGUAGUUGAUCCUUUUAAUAGCAAGGAAUUAUUACCAUCUGCCCAAGAGAGACAGUUUAGAGAUAGUUGCCAAGAAUUUUCAAUUGACUUAUUGUCUUGGGGUAGUAUCCUUUUCCAGGUAGACUAUGUUGACCAUCCUGAAGCUGCCAAGAAGAUUAUACAGAAAGCAAUAAGUGAAUACAAAGAAGAAAAUAGUGGACCAACUGUUGCUGUCAUUGAAUGCCCUGACUAUAACUCCAUGAUGGAAGGUAUUAAGGCCCUGGAUGAUUUCCCCUGUGUGAGGAUUCCCUUCAACGGCGAUGACAAUAGUUAUCAGCCUGUCUCCUGGCAACGUCCAGCAGCAAAAAUAGCAAUGUUCCGUUGUGCUGCAGCAUUUCAGUGGUUGGAUCAGAGGAUUGCCCAAUCAAGAUACGCCCAUGUGCCUCUGGGGAAUUUUGGACUUGAUUGGCUAACAUUCACAAUAGAUAUCUUCAUGUCCAGGGCACUCCGUGGCCAGCAACAGGUCCUUUGGGUGUCAGAUAAUGGUGUUCCAGACCUCGGAGGUAUAAACAAUGAAGAGACAUUCUUUGCUGAUGAGGUGCAACAGACAAGUUUGGUAUUCCCUGGAGCGUAUAGAAAAGUGUCUGUGGAGCUAAAGAUCCAUCACUUGGCUGUUAAUGCCCUUCUGAAAAGCAACCUUGUGAAUGAAAUGGAAGGAGGCGUCUUUUCGGGAUUUGAAACAAAUUCAGACGAGAACACCAGUUUUGAUGAGACCACUGGAUGUGCUCAAGCAUUUCGUGUCCUGAAACAAUUGUUUGAUAAUUGCUUUACUGAUGUGCGUAAAUAUGAGAAUAUCUAUGCUGAUUCCAUUUUGCAACGCUUGUCUUGGUGGCUCUGCAGCCCGUCCUCUAAGCUCCAUGAUCCAGCUCUUCAUCUCAUGCUUCACAAGGUCAUGCAAAAGGUCUUUGCUCUGCUAUUGACUGAUUUGCGGAGAUUGGGUGCUAUGAUAAUUUAUGCAGACUUCUCAAAGGUCAUUAUCGACACAGGGAAAUUUGAUCUAUCUGCUGCUAAGGCCUAUUGUGAAAGCUUGCUCACAGCGGUGGGAAAUAGUUCUAUCUUUGAGUGGAUAUUGCUCGAGCCGGUUCACUACUGGCACUCAUUACUUUUCAUGGAUCAGUAUAACUACACUGGUAUCCAAGCUACCGAUGAUGAAAGUUCACCUGACGAAGUGGCUAUUGAACAAAAAUGGAGUGUUGCACGACAUUUACCCGAGUAUAUUAAGAGUGAUUUCACUAUAAUCGUUGCCGAGUUUAUAUUCCAUCCCUGGAAAUUUGCAUUAGAGAAAAAAAAAGGCAGUUCAGAGAGUUUAGAGGCACAGAUGGUAGAAUAUCUAAGAGAACAGAUUGAAUCCUAUUUCACAGAGAGGCUUCUUAAGAAGGUUAUUGAUAUCAUGUCACACAUGAAGGACAUAAACGUUUCAGAUGCAUCUCGGUUUUCUGGUCAAACUCCCAAAGGAGAUUACACGUUAGAAUUUAUACAGGUUAUCUCUGCUGUUCUGGCUCUUGACCAGAAUGUCCAGCACGAUGUUCUGGUAAUGAGAAAGAAUCUGUUGAAGUACAUUAAGGUAAAAGAGUAUGCUGCUGAAGCCGAAUUUCUUGAUCCUGGGCCCUCCUGCAUCUUACCUAAUGUAGCUUGCAGCAACUGUGAUGCCUACAGAGACCUAGAUUUAUGCAGAGACCCAGAUCUAUUAACAGAGAAAGAAUGGUCAUGUGCGGAUACACAAUGUGGGAAGAUAUAUGACAGAGAGCAGAUGGAGAAUAGUCUUCUCCAGAUGGUGAGACAGAGAGAGAGAAUGUACCACAUGCAGGAUCUAGUGUGCAUUAGGUGCAAUCAGGUGAAAGCCGCUCAUUUGACAGAGCAGUGUGAGUGUUCUGGUUCCUUUAGAUGCAAAGAGAGCGGGUCAGAGUUCCACAAGAGGAUGGAGAUUUUCUUGGAUAUAGCAAAGCGCCAGAAGUUCAAAAUGCUAGAAGAAUGCACCUCUUGGAUUUUACAAUGCACCAGCUGCUAACAAAACAGAGAAAGACAUCAUUUAUAGGUUAAUUGAUUUGUGUAUAAUUUCUACACCUAACUGACUCAAAACAAAUGUCUUUACAUGAUGAAGUUGUGGUGAUAGCAUUUUUCAGUGACAUAACUAGCGCUCUUGGAUCAGGCCAUUUAA
Messenger RNA from Camelina sativa (false flax), 4255 nucleotides. Lineage: Eukaryota; Viridiplantae; Streptophyta; Magnoliopsida; Brassicales; Brassicaceae. The record is from RefSeq and is a predicted model, not a curated record.